UCUAGUUCGGUGGCAGUUGCUUUGGUUGUUUGUUGCACGCGCUGGUGUGCUCGUGGGGUUUUCCGUGGCUUGUUGCAGCAAUGAGGUGGCUUCUACUCUUCCUAGAAUGGUUUGUGGAUUGGGCACGUGGGACAUACUGGUAUCUAGUAGGUAAAAGAAGUUCCCUAUGCAAGCCUAUUCAAAACUCUCCAGGGUUUCAAGAAGUUAGCCGAACAGCAAAGGAUGGUGUGUUGAAACAAGAAUUUAGCCGGGAUGCCGUACCAGCGAACCUUGACGUCAUUGUCGUUGGUAGUGGACUAGGUGGAUUGACCGCUGCGGCUCUGUUGGCCAAGCUUGGAAAACGGGUUUUGGUUUUGGAUCAGAUGGAUCAGGCUGGAGGGCUGUGCCAGUCUUUUAAUGAAAAGGGCUUUGAUUUUGAUAUGGGUUUUCACAACCUGGGUCAGGUUCAUGAGAACAGCCUUCUAAAAGUCACACUGGACCAAAUCACCGAUGGCCGGCUGAAGUUUGUCGAACUUGAACCUCAUGUGGAUACAGUUGUCAUUGGAAGAGGGCAAGAGUCCAAGAAGUACACCAUUUAUUCCGGCAAACGAAAUAUGGAGGCUCAUCUAAAAAAGCAGUUUCCUAACGAUGCUGUUGCAGUUGAGAAGCUUUUCAAAAUUAUGAAGAUUUGCACGAAGAAGAUCCAUAUGUUGUGCAUGCUGAAGCUAAUCCCGCUAUGGUUUGCUCGGUUAAUUCUGUGUACUGGACUCGUUGACUGGAUCUCUCCCAUCUUCAAGUACUCUCGAUCCAGCACUGCAGAUGUGCUCCGUUCCCUGACCAGUAACAAAGAUCUCCAAACUGUAUUCUGCCACUUCUUCUCCGGUCCUUCACCUAAGAACACCAGCUGUAUGAUCAAUGCGGUUCUCUUUCAUCAUUACAAGCGUGGUGCUUUUUAUCCUCGAGGAGGUGUCUGUGAAAUCCCUUACCACAUCAUUGGGCUGAUUCAGAGGCAUGGUGGUAAAGUGAUGGUUCGAGCACCCGUCUCGCAAAUACUUGUAAAGAAUGGCUCUGCUUGUGGUGUGACCGUUAACAGCGGUGGUGUGGAGGUUGCUGUUCACGCUCCGGUCAUAAUCUCAAAUGCUGGCGUUUUUAAUACGUUCCAAAAGCUGCUUCCUCCAGAGAGCCAGGCCCAGCCAGCAAUAAUGGAGCGUCUACAGAUCCUAAAGCUGGGCAAAGCCUUUUUCCAGGUGUUUGUAGGCUUCAAUGGUGCACAGGAAGAGUUUGAGGUUACCUCCACCAACUAUCGGUUCUUCAAGAACGAUGACAUUGAUGCCAUGGCUGAUGAGUACUUUGCCUCAUCCCAAGAGAGGGCCCCUGAUAGGAUCCCAAUGAUGUAUGUCUCCUUCCCUUCUGCUAAAGACCCCAGUUCAAAGGAUCGUUUUCCAGGUCAGACAUGCAUGGUCAUUCACUCCAUUGUGAAAUAUGAGUGGUUCGAGCAGUGGAAGGACCUUCCUGCAUCUGAACUCAAGGCAUAUGAAGACUACAAGAUGAGAUUUGCCAACACUCUCUUCGACUGGGCCUGUGAACACUUCCCCAAGUUGAAGGACAAGGUGGCAGUGAUUCAUGCUGUCAGUCCUUUAAACAUGCAUGGACUGAGAGCCCCGCGUGGAGCCAUGCUGUCUGCGGCUCACGAUUUGGAGAGAGAUCAACCUGUGAACAUUGCUAAGAACAGGAGCUCUACACCUGUCAAAAAUCUCUACCUGACAGGACAAGAUGUGGUCUCCUGCGGUUAUGCCGGAGCUGUUCAUGGAGGAAUUAUCUGCGCUUCUACUGUUGUUGAUCAUGCUCUUUACAUCGACCUUAUGCUCCACAAAAGAAAGCUGAAAGAGAAAGUUUCCAAAAAGCUCGAUUGAAUGUUUGUUGCCCUCUAUUGAGGGGAAAUGGUGUAGUUUCCAUUUCAAGCAAAUAAAAUUAUC
Molecule: messenger RNA, 1955 nt
Organism: Triplophysa rosa
Lineage: Eukaryota; Metazoa; Chordata; Actinopteri; Cypriniformes; Nemacheilidae
Product: inactive all-trans-retinol 13,14-reductase-like
Exons: 11
Coding region: 81-1892 (603 amino acids)
Biological process (GO): small GTPase-mediated signal transduction
Molecular function (GO): oxidoreductase activity; GDP-dissociation inhibitor activity
Source: RefSeq, a predicted model, not a curated record